CUGUGGGUCAACUCAAGUGUCGUAUAUUUUUAAAUUCUCUAAAAUACUUUAAAGUUUAAACAAAUGUAAUAUUUGUUUACACAAUAAUUUGGAAGAAUUAUUGGGAUUUGGGGCUUUCUUUUGUUGGUACUGUCCUCGUUGUGGCUACAACAAAUUGCCUAUAUAAUAAAAUCUAACAUCAACAAUAAUAAUGUCGGAUUGGGUAAAUGAAAAUUGUGUUUCUUUUUUCCAAUUAUUUUGCAUAAAAGUUGUAAAAACAGGACGGGUGCCGCAACACAUAGCAUUUAUAAUGGACGGAAACCGCCGGUAUGCAAAAAAACUUAGCGUGAAAACGAGUGACGGUCAUUCUAGGGGAUUUGAUAAGCUUUCGGAAACAUUAAAGUGGUGCCUAGAUUUGGGUAUACCUGAGGUGACUGUGUAUGCCUUUAGUAUUGAAAAUUUUAAAAGAAGUGAUGAAGAAGUAAAUGCGCUUAUGGAUUUAGCACGGGAUAAGUUUCAGAGAUUACUUGAUGCAAUGGAUCAAAUAAAUGACUGGGGUGUAAGAAUACAUGUAGCUGGAAGAAUGUCACUUUUGCCUUCAGAUUUAUGUAAAAUGGUAUCUCAAGCAAUGUUAGCAACACUUCAUAAUAAUAAGCUUAGGCUGAAUAUUGCAUAUGCUUAUACAGGGCGAGAUGAAAUAAGCAGGGCUGCAUCGCACAUUGCUGAUGGAGUAAAUCAUAAGGAUAUAACAACAUAUGAUAUUAAUGAGGAACUCGUAUCACAGACCUUAGAUCUUGGGCCACCAGAACUUCUUAUAAGAACAUCUGGAGAAGUCAGACUAUCAGAUUUCAUGCUAUGGCAGACUGCCAAUACGGUUCUUUAUUUUUCUGAUGCUUUGUGGCCUGAAUUUACGGUCUGGAAUCUUUUAGUAGCUAUUAUUCACUUUCAAAGAUAUGCCCCUCCACCAUUACCCCAAAAAGAUAACAAUGGAAAUCAAGAUAAAUUUCUACAGAAAUUGGAAGAAAAAAGGCUACAACAGUUAAAGAAUUAUAUAGAAUGUUCAUCAUAGUCUAGCUAUGGUAUAUACUUAUACAUAGUUAUAUGUAUAUGGUAUACAUAGUUUUAUCACAAUGUAUGAAACAGAAAUAUACAAUAAGUUAUU
Messenger RNA from Pieris napi, 1141 nucleotides. It is a transcript of the gene Dhdds, whose product is annotated as dehydrodolichyl diphosphate synthase complex subunit DHDDS. NCBI's taxonomy places the organism in Eukaryota, Metazoa, Arthropoda, Insecta, Lepidoptera, Pieridae. Gene Ontology annotation, molecular function: ditrans,polycis-polyprenyl diphosphate synthase [(2E,6E)-farnesyl diphosphate specific] activity. Gene Ontology annotation, cellular component: endoplasmic reticulum; dehydrodolichyl diphosphate synthase complex. The record is from RefSeq and is a predicted model, not a curated record. The transcript has 5 exons. Bases 191 to 1048 code for a protein of 285 amino acids. Gene Ontology annotation, biological process: polyprenol biosynthetic process.